Lynx canadensis (Canada lynx) is the source of this 4871-nucleotide messenger RNA. RefSeq names its product ATP binding cassette subfamily B member 11 (gene ABCB11). Gene Ontology annotation, biological process: transmembrane transport. The transcript has 28 exons. The record is from RefSeq and is a predicted model, not a curated record. Lineage: Eukaryota; Metazoa; Chordata; Mammalia; Carnivora; Felidae. Bases 154 to 4131 code for a protein of 1325 amino acids. Gene Ontology annotation, cellular component: membrane. Gene Ontology annotation, molecular function: ATP binding; ATP hydrolysis activity; ABC-type transporter activity.
AAAAAGCUUGAAUUCUGUUCAGUGUUUAGCAAUGAUGAAAACUGAAGUUGGAAAAGAUUGUAAAACCUUUGACUCUCCACGGUAGAGUCUGUUGUUUUUCUGGCUUCCUCAAGUCCUCGCUCACAGGGCUAUUGGCUGCAGAUUGCAAUUACCAUGUCUGACUCAGUAAUUCUUCGCAGUGUGAAGAAAUUUGGAGAAGAGAAUUAUGGUUUUGAGUCAGACAGAUUAUAUAACAAUGAUAAGAAUUCAAGGUUACAAGAUGAGAAAAAAGGUGACAGCACUCAAGUUAGCUUCUUUCAAUUGUUUCGAUUUUCUUCAACGACUGACAUUUGGCUGAUGUUUGUGGGAAGUGUAUGUGCAUUUCUCCAUGGACUAUCCCAUCCAGUCCUGCUCCUCAUUUUUGGCACAAUGACAGAUAUUUUUAUUGACUAUGACACUGAAUUACAAGAACUCAAGAUCCCUGGAAAAGCAUGUGUAAACAACACCAUAGUAUGGAUCAACAGCUCCCUUAACCAGGAUAUGACAAAUGGAACGCGUUGUGGGUUGCUGGACAUUGAAAGUGAAAUGAUCAAAUUUGCCAGUUACUAUGCUGGAAUUGCUUUGUCAGUACUCAUCACAGGAUAUAUUCAAAUAUGCUUUUGGGUGAUUGCUGCAGCUCAUCAGAUACAGAAUAUGAGAAAAUUUUCCUUUAGGAAAAUAAUGCGAAUGGAAAUGGGAUGGUUUGACUGCAAUUCCGUGGGAGAGCUGAACACAAGACUUUCCGAUGAUAUUAAUAAAGUCAAUGAUGCCAUUGCUGACCAAGUGGCCAUUUUCAUUCAGCGCAUGACCACAAGCAUCAGUGGGUUCCUGUUGGGAUUUUACCAGGGUUGGAAACUGACCUUGGUUAUUCUCUCUGUCAGCCCUCUUAUUGGGAUUGGAGCAGGCAUCAUUGGUCUGAGUUUGUCCAGGUUUACUGACUAUGAAUUGAAGGCCUAUGCCAAAGCAGGGUCAGUGGCUGAUGAAGUCAUUUCAUCUAUGCGAACAGUGGCUGCUUUUGGUGGUGAGAAAAAAGAGGUUGAAAGAUAUGAGAAAAAUCUUGUGUUUGCCCAGCGUUGGGGAAUUAGAAAAGGGAUAGUGAUGGGAUUCUUUACUGGAUUCAUGUGGUGUCUCAUCUUCUUCUGCUAUGCACUGGCCUUCUGGUAUGGCUCCAAACUUGUCCUCGAUGAUGAAGAAUAUACGGCAGGAACCCUCAUCCAGAUUUUCCUCAGUAUCAUAGUAGGAGCUUUAAAUCUUGGCAAUGCAUCUUCUUGUUUGGAAGCCUUUGCAACUGGGCGUGCAGCGGCCACCAGCAUUUUUCAGACAAUAGACCGGAAACCCAUCAUUGACUGCAUGUCAGAGGAUGGUUACAAGUUGGAUCGAAUUAAGGGUGAAAUUGAAUUCCAUAAUGUGACCUUCCAUUAUCCUUCCAGACCAGAGGUGAAGAUUUUGAAUAACCUCAGCAUGGUCAUUAAAUCAGGGGAAAUGACAGCUGUGGUAGGAUCCAGUGGAGCUGGGAAAAGCACAGCAAUACAGCUCAUUCAGCGUUUCUAUGACCCCAGUGAAGGCAUGGUGACUUUGGAUGGCCAUGACAUCCGCUCUCUUAACAUUCAGUGGCUUAGAGCUCAGAUUGGGAUAGUGGAGCAAGAGCCCGUUCUGUUCUCCACCACCAUUGCAGAGAAUAUUCGCUACGGCAGAGAAGAUGCAACGAUGGAAGAUAUAGUUCUAGCUGCCAAGGCAGCCAAUGCCUACAACUUCAUCAUGGACCUGCCACAGCAAUUUGACACUCUUGUUGGAGAAGGAGGAGGCCAGAUGAGCGGUGGCCAGAAACAAAGAGUGGCCAUUGCCAGAGCCCUUGUCCGAAACCCUAAGAUCCUGCUCUUGGACAUGGCCACCUCGGCGCUGGACAAUGAGAGUGAAGCCAUGGUACAAGAGGCACUGAGUAAGAUUCAGCACAGACAUACAAUCGUUUCAGUUGCUCAUCGCCUAUCCACAAUCAGAGCUGCAGAUGUCAUUAUUGGUUUUGAACAUGGUACAGCUGUGGAAAGAGGCACCCAUGAAGAAUUGAUGGAAAGGAAAGGCGUUUACUUCACUCUAGUGACUUUGCAAAGUCAAGGUGAUCAAGCUGCUAACGGAGAGGGCAUAAAAGGAGAAGACGAAACUGAAGAUGGCUCAUUUGGUGGCAGACAGACCUUUAGCAGAGAGAGCUACCAGGCUAGUUUAAGAGCUUCAAUCCGGCAACGCUCCAAGUCUCAGCUUUGUUACCUGGUACCUGAACCUCCAUUAUCUGUUGUAGAUCAUAAGUCUACUUACGAAGAAGACAGAAAGGACGAGGAUAUUCCUGUGGAAGAAGAAAUUGAACCUGCCCCAGUUCGGAGGAUUCUGAGAUUCAAUGCUCCAGAAUGGCCCUACAUGCUGGUAGGGGCUGUGGGCGCCUCUGUCAAUGGUUCAGUCACACCUCUCUAUGCCUUUUUAUUCAGCCAGAUUCUUGGGACUUUUUCACUUCUUGAUAAAGAAGAACAAAGGUCACAGAUCAAUGUUGUGUGCCUGCUUUUUGUAGUAUUGGGCUGUAUAUCCAUUUGCACUCAGUUUCUGCAGGGAUAUGCUUUUGCUAAAUCUGGAGAACUCCUCACAAAAAGGCUACGUAAAUUUGGUUUCAGAGCAAUAUUAGGACAAGACAUUGGCUGGUUUGAUGACCUGAGAAAUAGCCCUGGGGCACUAACAACAAGGCUUGCUACAGAUGCCUCUCAAGUUCAAGGGGCGACUGGCUCUCAAAUCGGGAUGAUGGUCAAUUCCUUCACUAACAUCACUGUGGCCAUGAUCAUUGCCUUCAUCUUUAGCUGGAAGCUAAGCCUGGUUAUAGUGUGCUUCUUCCCCUUCUUGGCUUUAUCGGGAGCCAUACAGAUCAGAAUGUUGACAGGAUUUGCCACUCAAGACAAGCAGGCUCUGGAGAUAGCGGGCCAGGUUACAAAUGAAGCUCUCAGUAAUAUCCGCACUGUUGCUGGAAUUGGAAAAGAGAGGCAGUUUAUUAAAGCAUUUGAGAUUGAGCUGGAGAAGCCAUUCAAGACAGCCUUUCGAAAAGCGAACGUUUAUGGAUUCUGCUAUGGUUUGUCCCAGUGCACAGUGUUUGUUGCUAACUCUGCUUCCUACAGAUAUGGAGGUUACUUAAUCCUCAAUGAGGGGCUCCAUUUCAGCUAUGUGUUCAGGGUGAUCUCUUCAGUGAUACUAAGUGCGACAGCUUUUGGAAGAGCCUCCGCUUACACCCCUAGUUAUGCCAAAGCUAAAAUAUCAGCUGCACGCUUUUUUCAACUGCUGGACCGACAACCCCCAAUUAAUGUGUACAGUAGUGCAGGUGAAAAGUGGGACAACUUCCAAGGCCAGAUUGACUUUGUUGACUGCAAAUUUACAUAUCCUUCUCGACCUAAUGUACAAGUUCUGAAUGGUCUCUCAAUAUCGGUCCGUCCAGGCCAAACACUGGCAUUUGUUGGAAGCAGCGGAUGUGGCAAAAGCACCAGCAUUCAGCUUUUGGAACGUUUUUAUGAUCCUGACGAAGGGAAGGUGAUGAUAGAUGGGCAUGACAGCAAAAAAGUAAAUGUCCAGUUUCUCCGCUCGAACAUUGGAAUUGUUUCCCAGGAACCGGUGCUGUUUGCCUGUAGCAUAAUGGACAACAUCAAGUAUGGGGACAACACCAGGGAAAUUCCCAUGGAAAAAGUCAUAGAAGCUGCAAAGCAGGCUCAGUUGCAUGACUUUGUCAUGUCACUCCCAGAGAAAUAUGAAACUAAUGUUGGGCCCCAGGGGUCUCAACUGUCUCGAGGGGAGAAACAACGGAUUGCUAUUGCUCGGGCCAUUGUACGAGAUCCUAAAAUCUUGCUACUAGAUGAGGCUACUUCUGCCUUAGACACAGAAAGUGAAAAGACAGUGCAGGUCGCCCUGGACAAAGCCAGAGAAGGUCGGACCUGCAUUGUCAUUGCUCAUCGUUUGUCUACCAUCCAAAACUCAGAUAUCAUUGCUGUCAUGUCACAGGGGGUAGUGAUUGAAAAGGGGACCCAUGAAGAACUGAUGGACCAGAAGGGAGCCUACUACAAACUAGUCAUCACAGGAGCCCCCAUCAGUUGACCUGACUCAAGAACUUCAUGUACAGAUGAUGCACCAAUUACAAGAGUGCCAUGGGGUUGUGUUUUUUUCUUUAAGGAGAAAUGAUAAUACUUUACUUUUUCAGGCAUUGUCAUAUGUUGGGAUCCAAGCUAAUUUCUAAUGACUUUCAAAACAAUUUAGUGUUAAAUAUCUGUAUAUAGAAAAUGAAAGAAACUAGGGUUAGCAUGAGUUAAAAUCCAAUGGCAAGCAUCUGCUUAGCCAUCACCCAGUGGCUUCUCCAUGCAGAAGCCAUUCGCAGUUACUACAUGGGAAUUAGUGGGAAGGCAUAGAGUAAAUGAGACUUUGAAUUCCUUGAGAGCAGAGGAUUGUCCUAUGCAUUUUUGAAACUUCAGUGUACACAGAGCCUAUGCACUUAUAAUAGGCACUCAACAAAUGUUUAUCAAGCUGGACCAAGGUCAUAUGUGAAAACAACAGGAAGACUGACACCCAACUAUUUCCUGAUUAAAAUUUUCUUUCACGUUAAAAGAGAUUCAUUCAUCUUUAAGGAUGGGGAUAGGAAAAGGAGGACUUUGAUACUCUGGAUGUUCUCAGAAUGGGAAAGGCAGAAAGGGGCAAGUAUUCACAAGGACUUACUAGGAAGGGGUAUUGAUUUACAGAAUCAGGGUGUAGUGCCUAAGGGGUGAAGUCAUUAGAAUCUACUAAUGUGGCUUUUUUGUAUAAUGCUAUGUGAAACUAUGACAAAAUAAAAUGCAGUAUUUUUA